AUGGUGAGAGACUCUUCUAUCGCUUUGAAACCCAUAUUAUCUUAUUCAGAUAAUAAUAGUACAAAACAGAAUAGCUUAGAUAUUGAGGAUGAAACCCCUCUUAUUGAAAAUGAAUUCCAUGUUUUUAUAAAUCUUUAUUUUCUUCUUGUGGCAUUAUCUCAAUUUAUUCCUUCUUUGAGAACAGGAUAUCUUAUCACAUAUUUUGGUCCUUUGUGUUUUGUAAUUUUGGUCACUAUGGGCAAAGAAGCAUAUGAUGAUUGGAUAAGAUAUAGAAGAGAUCGUGAAAACAAUUCACAAAAAUAUGAAAUAUUAACGCAAAAUGGUAUUAAAAUAGUACCAAGUUCCAAGAUAAGAGUUGGUGACUUGGUCAUUAUUCAUAAGGAUCAAAGGGUUCCUGCUGAUUUAAUAUUAUUAAGAACAACAGAGACUGGUGGCGCAUGUUUUAUUAGAACAGACCAAUUAGAUGGUGAAACUGAUUGGAAAUUAAGGUAUUACAAUAUCCACGUUGCAGUACCUUUCUGUCAAAAAUUACAAUCAAAUGAUAACCUUUUAGAAGUCAAUGCUGAUAUUUAUGCCAUGGAUAAUAUGACACCACAAAUUGAGGCUUUAAAUGUUGAGAACACUUUAUGGAUGAAUACGGUGUUGGCAUCAGGUACUGCUAUUGGAUUUGUAAUAUACACGGGAAAGGAUACUAGAGCUGUCAUGAACACAAGUCACCCAGAAACUAAAAUUGGGUUAUUAGAUAAAGAAAUCAAUCGAUUAUCCAAGAUUCUUUUCCUUGUGACACUGUUGUUGUCUUUUACACUUAUUGCAUUAAACAAUUUUCGAGGUCUUUGGUAUAUUUAUUUAUGUCGAUUUUUGAUUCUUUUUUCUUCAAUCAUUCCUAUAGGUCUUCGUGUCAAUUUAGACAUGGGUAAAAGUGUUUACGCAUAUCAAAUAAUGCAUGAUAAUGAAAUUCCAUAUACAAUAGUCAGAACUAAUAUGGAAUUAAAAAAACUUCAUAUGGGAACUAUGUCCUAUAGUUCAGAUACAAUGGAUGAAAUAUCUUCACAAUUGGAAAUUGCAUUUGGACAACCAGGCAUAUAUAAAGAAAAUUUUUUUUAUACAACUCGUGCUUCAACAUCUCUUCAAACACCAUCUUUAGUUGGAAAAGGUCGAAGAGAUAUGACAUCAAGAAUUAGAGAUAUUAUCCUUGCACUUGCUUUAUGCCAUAACGUAAUAAAAGAAAAUACUUUUAUUAAUUUAAUUUUCAUUUGA
Entrophospora sp. SA101 is the source of this 1257-nucleotide messenger RNA. NCBI's taxonomy places the organism in Eukaryota, Fungi, Glomeromycota, Glomeromycetes, Entrophosporales, Entrophosporaceae. The record is from the annotation of a GenBank genome assembly.